This is a messenger RNA of Hyposmocoma kahamanoa, 2013 nucleotides long. It is a transcript of the gene Ythdc1, whose product is annotated as YTH domain-containing protein 1. Lineage: Eukaryota; Metazoa; Arthropoda; Insecta; Lepidoptera; Cosmopterigidae. The record is from RefSeq and is a predicted model, not a curated record. The coding region runs from base 191 to 1534 and encodes 447 amino acids. Gene Ontology annotation, molecular function: N6-methyladenosine-containing RNA reader activity; mRNA binding. Gene Ontology annotation, biological process: mRNA splicing, via spliceosome; regulation of alternative mRNA splicing, via spliceosome. The transcript has a single exon. Gene Ontology annotation, cellular component: nucleoplasm.
AAGAUAUGGAUAAAGAAAGUUUUGUCAAUUUUCAUUCUUUUCUCAUUAUUUGUAAGAAAAUGUUAUAAAUUAUCGUAAAUCGCUAUUAUUGGAUUUUAUUUUAUACAAUCGCGCAGUUUUUGUAAGACAAGUGACUCGAGAAAUGUUAUUGUACCAAUUUACAUGAGCGCUGCCGCUGAUUGAACCAAAAAUGGAGGCCUCCAAUAACACUGACUCCGUGAAUCUUGGCGUAGGUGAAGUCGAAGCUGAAAUAGGAGAAGAAUUAAAGCAAUUAGAGGAAGUCAAAGACUACGACACUCGUAGCGAAGUAUCUAGUUCGACUUCGAGUGAUUCAAGCGCUCCAAGCAUCAGCUCGGCCAGUACCAAAUCAAAAGAGAGACGCGUUACCCGCAAACGCAACAAAUCCGAAAGCCGUUCGCCGGUGCAAAAUAAACGAAGAUGCGUUGCAAAUCCCACUACCGCAAAUAAACGAAAAACUUAUGAUUAUAUGACAAAAUUAAACUACUUGUUCCGUGAUACGCGCUUUUUCUUGAUAAAAUCAAACAAUGCGGAGAACAUAACUCUGUCCAAGGCCAAGGGCGUUUGGUCUACCUUGCCACAAAAUGAAGCAAACUUGAACCAAGCGUACAGAGAAUCCAGAAACGUAUUGCUUAUAUUUUCAGUGAAAGAAAGUGGUCGAUUUGCGGGAUUUGCCCGCUUGGCAAGCGAGUCCCGGCGAGAUGUACCGCCCAUAUCGUGGGUUUUGCCUCCAGGGCUGUCAGCGAAGGUUUUGGACGGUGUUUUCAAAGUUGACUGGAUAUGUCGUAAAGAGUUGCCCUUUAACAGUACUUUGCAUUUGUAUAACCCCUGGAAUGAAGGCAAACCAGUCAAGAUAGGAAGAGAUGGGCAGGAAAUUGAACCAAAAGUGGCAGAAGAAUUGUGUAGAUUAUUCCCGGAGGAUGAUGGUAUUGAAAUGACGCCUAUAUUGCGUAAGUCCAAAGAAGCUUCCAAGAAAGGAUAUCUCAAGAGUGGUGGAAGUUACAGAACAUAUCGGGCUCCACUGACAUCCAGAAGUUCCAGCUUUAGGAGCCGUUUAAGCACAUCUUCAAGGAGCCGACGAAAAAUAUUUAUGUCACCAAGGACCCGUUUAUCUUCAACCUCAUAUAAGCGACGAUCGCCUUCUCCAUACAUGCGUGACCGCCUGCCAGCAUGGUUCAGUCGUAAUCGUGAUGGAUACAGUGCCAGUAGCUCUGCAGCAGCAGAAGCCUAUGUAGCAGAAUAUAUGAGGUCCAUGCACCAUCAGCUACCUCCAUUACCAUAUGUUCCCCCGCCAGGCUUUAGUGGUGCCCUAUCUUCGUACGAUGGGUUGCCACCACCACCACCGCCGCCGCCGCCGCGUUACUAUGAUUUAGCUGAUUAUACCCGUUCAGUGCUUGUGUAUGAUAAGAGGUCGUAUGAACGGUCAGUGGAUGAGUUUUUAUGGCGUACGUCAGAUCGUUCUCGUGGCCGUAGUCGUGAACGUGAAUCACACAGGUCUUAUAGAGAUCGGCGAUAGAACUGUAUUGACCACCGAUGUAAUGAUAAUUUGAUAAUAUCUAAUAAAAAUUUGUGUUUGAACUUUGAACUUUAUUCAGUUAUUAAGUGUUGUGAUGAACCAUACAUUGGAAAUGUCAAUGAUAGUACAAAUGGACAGUUUUAAAUUUUGAUCAGCAUUUCAUAAAUGAGACUAUUUGAAAUGAUCAGUGAUAUCAGUGGAAACUAGGUAACAGCUUUCUUUUUCAGAGUGCUUUACAUGGACACAACAUUGUCAUGCACUUAGAUGCUUUGACUAAACAUAGCUUUUGAUAGGAUGUGUUUAUGAAAAAUGUAACCCAGACCAAAAACCUAAGCAGUGUAAUUUUACGAUUUUUUAAAUUGAACAUUUGUGAUACAUUUUUGUGAGAACGAAAAGUAUCCAGACAAACAUACUGUUAUAGAAGACUUUUAAACUUGUACAACUGUAUAUGGUUGUGUGAACAUCUGUGAUAUUUUCUC